AUGGAUGCCCCCAUACAGAUUUUCCGUGAGGAGCCAGACUCCACCUGCUCCCCAGGGCCCUGCCGGCCCCCCAGCACCAGCAGCAGCUGGCCCCCGGGCUGGGCAGACUAUGAGAGCAAUGCCACUGGGGGCUUUGGGGACGGCCAGCACAACCACACCAGCAUCUCCCCCGCCAUUCCCAUCAUCAUCACUGCUGUCUACUCAGUGGUCUUCGUUGUCGGCUUGGUGGGGAACUCCCUGGUCAUGUUUGUCAUAGUAAGGUACACAAAGAUGAAGACAGCAACCAACAUCUACAUCUUUAACCUGGCUAUGGCAGAUGCCCUUGUUACCACGACCAUGCCUUUCCAAAGCACCGAGUACUUGAUGAACUCCUGGCCCUUUGGCGACGUGCUGUGUAAAAUAGUGAUUUCUAUUGAUUAUUACAACAUGUUUACCAGCAUUUUCACACUCACCAUGAUGAGUGUUGAUCGAUACAUUGCUGUGUGUCACCCUGUGAAGGCUCUGGACUUCCGUACACCUCUCAAAGCAAAGAUAAUCAACAUCUGUAUCUGGCUGCUGUCCUCAUCUGUUGGUAUAUCAGCAAUAGUCCUUGGAGGCACCAAAGUCAGGGAAGAUACUGCUAGCACUGAAUGCUCCUUGCAGUUUCCAGACAGAGAUUAUGUGUGGUGGGACAUCUUCAUGAAAAUCUGUGUCUUUGUCUUUGCGUUUGUUAUUCCAGUUCUCAUUAUAAUUGUUUGCUACACUCUGAUGAUUCUGCGCCUGAAAAGCGUACGGCUUCUCUCCGGGUCUCGAGAGAAGGACCGAAACCUGCGGCGCAUCACCAGGUUGGUUCUGGUGGUUGUGGCAGUGUUCAUUGUCUGCUGGACUCCCAUCCACAUCUUCGUGCUGGUUGAGGCCUUAGGGGACGUGUCCCACAGCACUGCUGCCAUAUCCAGCUAUUACUUCUGCAUUGCUUUGGGUUACACCAACAGCAGCCUCAAUCCAAUCCUUUAUGCGUUUUUGGAUGAAAACUUUAAGAGAUGCUUCAAGGACUUCUGCUUCCCCUUCAAGAUGAGGAUGGACAGGCAGACCACCAGCAGAGUCAGAAACACUGUGCAUGACCCAGCUUUCCUGAGGGAAGCAGGUGGGGCAAACAAACCUGUAUGACUAGUCGUGGAAAUGUCAUCUUACUGUCCUCAGGAGAGAGAGGAGUCCAACGACCUAGGGCUGACACAGAUUACCACU
This is a messenger RNA of Prinia subflava (tawny-flanked prinia), 1224 nucleotides long. It is a transcript of the gene OPRK1, whose product is annotated as opioid receptor kappa 1. NCBI's taxonomy places the organism in Eukaryota, Metazoa, Chordata, Aves, Passeriformes, Cisticolidae. Gene Ontology annotation, cellular component: plasma membrane; neuron projection. Gene Ontology annotation, molecular function: neuropeptide binding; dynorphin receptor activity. Bases 1 to 1146 code for a protein of 381 amino acids. The record is from RefSeq and is a predicted model, not a curated record. The transcript is spliced from 3 exons. Gene Ontology annotation, biological process: sensory perception of pain; G protein-coupled opioid receptor signaling pathway; neuropeptide signaling pathway.